Messenger RNA from Mirounga angustirostris (Northern elephant seal), 2288 nucleotides. RefSeq names its product osteoclastogenesis associated transmembrane protein 1 (gene OSTM1). The coding region runs from base 16 to 1134 and encodes 372 amino acids. The record is from RefSeq and is a predicted model, not a curated record. Lineage: Eukaryota; Metazoa; Chordata; Mammalia; Carnivora; Phocidae. The transcript has 6 exons. Gene Ontology annotation, cellular component: cytosol. Gene Ontology annotation, biological process: osteoclast differentiation.
GCCGAAGGCGGGGCCAUGACGCGCGCGCCUCGUGACCCCGCUCGCGGCCUGCGCCGAGGAAGCCGGAAGCGGCGGCGGUCACCGGCACCGGCUGGGGGUGGAGAGGCGGCAGUGAGUGCCUUGGGGUUUGUGAACCCCGCAAUGGGUCCGGACGCGACAGUCGCAUGGCGGAGGUCGUUGCUUCUGCCGCGGCUGCUGCUGUGGUCGGGGCUGGCUCUGGGCGCUCUCGCCUUGGUCAGCAGCCCCCACAGGGUCCUUCACGACCUCCUGUCGGAGCAGCAGUUGCUGGAGGUGGAGGACUUGUCCCUGACCCUGCUGCAGGGCGGAAGACUGGGGCCGCUGUCACUACCCCCGGACCUGCCGGAUCUGGAUCCCGAGUGUCGGGAGCUGUUACUGGACUUCGCCAACAGCAGCGCAGAGCUGACCGGGUGUCUAGUGCGCAGCGCCCGGCCGGUGCGCCUCUGUCAGACCUGCUACCCCCUCUUCCAACAGGUCGCCAACAAGAUGGACAACAUCAGUCGAGCAGUGGGGAAUACAUCAGAGAGUCAUAGUUGUGCCAAAAGUCUCUUAAUGGCAGAUAGAAUGCAGAUAGUUGUGAUUCUGUCUGAGUUUUUUAAUUCCACAUGGCAGAAGGCAAAUUGUGCAAAUUGUUUAACGAACAAAAGUGAAGAAUUAUCAAAUAGCACACAAUACUUCCUCAGUCUGUUUAAUCAAACCUUGACCUGCUUUGAGCAUAACCUCCAGGGGAAUAUUCACAGUCUUCUGCAGUUAAGGAAUUAUUCAGAAGUUUGUAAAAACUGUCGUGAAGCAUACAAAACUCUGAGUAGUUUGUACAAUGAAAUGCAAAAAAUGAAUGAACUUGAGAAUAAGGCUGAAUCUGGAACACAUUUAUGCAUUGAUGUGGAAGAUGCAAUGAACAUUACUCGAAAACUUUGGAGUCGAACUUUCAAUUGUUCGGUCCCUUGCAGUGACACAGUGCCUGUCAUUGCUGUUUCUGUGUUCAUUCUCUUUCUACCUGUUGUCUUUUACCUUAGUAGCUUUCUUCAUUCGGAGCAAAAGAAACGCAAACUCAUUCUACCCAAACGUCUCAAGUCCAGCACCAGCUUUGCAAACAUUCAAGAAAAUUCAAACUGAAAUCUACAAAACGGAGAAUUAACAUCAUAUUCCAUGGAUGAGUGGUGGAAGAUACAGCUUGGUCCAAAAGAGGAUGAACUGAUUCGACAACUCAAGUUCCCUAAGAAAUGCAAGGACUUCAGAUUUAUUUUUAAAUACGAAUUUUCCAUUUUUCUUUCCUUUCCAUCCUUUUUUUAAGGGUUUGGGUAUUUUUAAUUUCUAGGCCUAGCAAUGUCAUCUAUUUUAAAGUGUGUUUGUUAUAAUAACAAAAGAUGCAAGAACAAUCUUUGUUUUAUUUUGUAGGCAUAUUAUUCCUGUUUGAGACUCCUGGUAUCUCCUUAUUAAUGUAGUACUUAAGUAGCAAAGUUUUUGAAGACUAACAUUUAAAAAUUAAUCAGUUAUGGCAAAGACUUUGGAAAAAGAAAUACACUUGCCAAAAGUAGCCGGUCCGAAGAUUAAUUUAAAUUCGCCAUUGCAGUAUUACUGUUACAUAUAUAUUUAAUAUGUCACACAUUACAAAUAAUAUGUGAUUCAAUCUCUAGGUCCCUUAAAGUCAUUUUUGAAACCACUAAUUAUAAACUUCCCUAGCAAUUUUUAGAAGCAGGAAGGCACAUUACAUUUAUCUUUGUAAAAAGAUUUGUGGUAACUGAUUUCUUACUUAACUUUUAUAAAUAUAUUUUGCACCUUAUUUUUGCCUUUAUUUCAUAAGUAAUUUGAAAUCACUGGACUGCUGUAUUAUAUUCAGGGCAAGAUGGAUUCUUUUUCUACCAGGGAUUUGCAUUGUGAAUUACAUUAAGUUAUUUGGCAAUUUAUAAUUUAUUACUACUUUAAAUCAAACAUAGCAUUAUCACAAUACAUUUAAGUUGUGAUUUUUUUUAAAAUGAAGAUUCUCUUGGGUUAUAUGGAGAUUUUUGGAGGGGAGAGAAAGGAGAGGUAAAAAAAACUGAAGGCCCAGAAAAUAGCUAGGGAAGGACCUGAGGGGAUGCUCACUAUAAGACUGUUGAAUGGUUCAUGUUGAGGGCAUGAGUGAAGAUGAGAGUCUGAUGCAGAAAGCAGUUAGGUUAAGAUGCUUAUUUUUUUCUAAAUUAUUUAAACAGAUAAACGUGAUACGAUGGAAAUGAAGUCAGAUAUUUCACUAUCAGAAAGCAAAUUCUAUUUUGGAAUGUUUAUGUCAA